This is a messenger RNA of Rhododendron vialii, 519 nucleotides long. RefSeq names its product protein NSP-INTERACTING KINASE 3-like. The transcript has 5 exons. The record is from RefSeq and is a predicted model, not a curated record. Bases 1 to 519 code for a protein of 172 amino acids. Gene Ontology annotation, molecular function: protein binding. Lineage: Eukaryota; Viridiplantae; Streptophyta; Magnoliopsida; Ericales; Ericaceae.
AUGGAGGUUUCAAGUGCUGUAGUUACAGGGGCACUUUCAAAGUCUACCUAUAUGAGUGUGAAGGUGGUGCCGCCUUCUAUGGAAACGGAAUUAACAGUCCUUGGUUCAAUUGAUUCUCUUAGGCUCGGUAUUCUGUCUGUCCUUCGUUUGUGCGGACGCAGGCAGAAGAUCAUUGAUCGGGCUUCGUUUUAUCCUCAGAACAGAUUCGCUGUAACCCGGUGCACAUCAAUUGGUGGGGGCGAAUACUCUUGCCGGAUUGGCUGGGCCAAUUCAAUAUACCUUGAUCUGUCGUCGAACUCAUUUUCCCAUCCCAUCCCGGAUUUGUUUGGGAAACUUCAACUUCUGAAGUACCUUGAUCUUUCAGGGAAUUCGUUUAGUGGGUCCAUUCCUCAAUCGCUGGGGACGUUGUCAGCUUUGGAAGAAUUGCGUAUUUGUGGGAAUCAGUUAAAUGGAACAAUUCCAGUUUCUCUUGGUCAAUUAUCAAGCCUUAAGAUACUGGAUCUCUCUUCUAAUCAGUGA